Molecule: messenger RNA, 1233 nt
Organism: Aspergillus neoniger CBS 115656
Lineage: Eukaryota; Fungi; Ascomycota; Eurotiomycetes; Eurotiales; Aspergillaceae
Exons: 4
Coding region: 1-1233 (410 amino acids)
Source: RefSeq, a predicted model, not a curated record
AUGUAUUCCCCCACACUCUCUUGGAGCCACGCGGCUUUACUUUUCUUGUCACUCUCUUCUCUUCAAUUCGGUACUGCCUCGCCCAUUGACGGCCAGCUCGUCGAACGCUCGGGUGUAGCCUCUCCGGGUAUAGGCGUUGAGUUCGAGUCCGGGAGUAUCUACUUUACCAAAGAUGUUCACAAAUUGUCUGAGAAAGAGAAAGAGGCCGUGAAGGAAGCCGGUAUCGAUGCCAAAGGCAAAGCUGUUACAUUCAAAUCAGCCAAGGAUGGAAACGGUGCCAAGCUGUCGGAGUAUAUUUUGGACGGAAGGAAGAUUAAAUUGGGAACUGGGAGAGCUGCACUUGCAGCCGAGGAGGUCUAUGAAGAUCUGAAAAAAUGGAACCCGAAGACCGGCCAGGAGGUUGAAAUCGCCAGCAAUAAGAAGAACCCUUGGUCUGUCAAGGCGGGCACGAAUCCUGUGAACUCCGCCUGGUCUCGUCAGAUCACCUCCCCGAUGCCACUUGGGGCCAUUAACGAACUGAUAAAGCAAGCUAAACUUAACAAGCCGUCGCCUCUCAUGACAUACGCCAAUAGCAAGAUCCAAAACAAGGUCUGGGUGAACGAUUUCUUCUUCGAGGAGAAACCUGGUGGUCUUACGAAGGAUGUUGGCGAAGAUGUUCGCGGAUUCCUGUCGCUUCUUCUUUCUUAUGCCAAGGCGGGCAGUCAGGUCCGGAACAGUGAGAGUGCUAAGGAACUAACGUCGAUCAUGCCGCGAACCAGUUUUUCCAAGAUGUACAAACUCAUUGAGAGCAAGCUUGAGAAGAAGGAUCUGUGGACUAUUGUGAACAAGAUUGCUUGUUAUGAGAACCCUAUCGAUGAUGCACAUGAAUAUGCUGCUGUCGACGAGAGGUAUUGUUCAGGGCAUCCCGGACAGACCACCAUCAACGGCAAGUUCGAGAAGCUGCAGAUUAACAUCUGCUACGGCUCACAGUCCUGCCCUGUCAACGUCAAAGCCUGGAUUCAGGGGUUGAAAGAUGGCAAAGAUCUGCUCAAGGAUGCUGAUAAGGAGAUGAUUGAUGGCCAAGUCGGAGGGUAUGGAGACUUGACUGAGCAUCGCCUCGACCAUCCUACCGAGCAACUGCCCCUUUUCGAGUUCCGUGAUCUUCCUUCAUGCUCGGCUUCGGAGUGGAAGAAAUGUUUAGAAAAGGCCGAAGCUGCGAUUGUCAACUAUCACAAUAAAUUCCCAGGAAACUAG